GGGACGGGGGAUUCCUGCUGAGGAGGCUGGCGGCUGGUGGGCUCGCUGACUACAGGCAAGUGCUAACAACAACAAGAGCGAGCCUGCGCCUUUAUUUCCCAAAGUUUGCAGCCGGAGGACGAGAGAGCAAGCGGCAGGGCUGCAGCAGCCAGGGGGAAAUGCCUCUGAAGUAGCUUCCUCCAAAGGCUGGGCUGCGGCAGUGCCUCUGAAGCCAAAUCUGGCCACAUUCUUGCACUGGAAUUAGGGGGAGUGGAUCAAGCGGAUCUCUUCGGGGAUUUGCCAUUCCUGCUCCCGUUGCGGGCCGUGGAAGGACCCCCUCCUCCCCUCUCGGUCUGGGAUUAUUAGCGCUCAUUCUGGGUUUCUUAUUUUACCCUCUCUCUGAAGCUGCGUUGUGUACUGGCUCCCUGUACAGCUGGGCGCCCGCCGCCGCGCAGCGCCUUCCGCUAAUCUGCGCGGCCACCCUCUGCUUGCUGGUUCUGCACAGCUGGGCGCCCGCCCCAGCUGUUUCCUCACCUCUGCAGGCCAGCGGCCGGCCCCGGCCUCCGGAGAGCCGCGGCAGUUCUGCUCCGCACAGCUGUAUGCCCGCCGCAGUUUCCGCACAUCUGGAUUCGCUGGAAUCUUGGGCCUUCCAUGCGCUGCUGGUGCUCCCCUCUAUGUUUUACGUGGGCUUGUUCUUCGUCAAUGUGCUGAUUCUCUACUAUGCCUUCCUGAUGGAGUAUAUUGUCCUCAAUGUAGGGAUCGUGUUCCUGCCCGAAGACAUGGACCAGGCUCUGGUGGAUUUGGGGGUGCUGUCAGACCCUGGCUCGGUGCUCUAUGACACGGACAGCGAGCUGGAUGUGUUUGAUGGGUAUUUGGAAUAACAAGCAAAAAGCGUGCAGAAAGUGACUAGGGAAUAACCCCCUCCCCCCCUCCGCAAGAAUUGGAGGGUUUGUGUUGCCCUUGGUGGCCAUGGCUAAGGGAUCACCAGAGCCCUGUGCUGUCCUUGCAUCUGAUUUCCCUCAGCGCGGCAUCCUAUGUUCAAAAUGGCCCCACCGGUGCAAGUGUCAGUGGGGGCUGCUGCUGCCUCUGGCUGAGGUGCCCAGGAUCUGCUGCUGCUCAUGGGAUGGGAACUGGAGGCUGCGGCGGAGGCCCUGGUGGGGAGCAGGGGACAGACAGAGAGGGCACUGCCGGGCUCCAAAGCGCUGAAAGUCAUUUCUUCCAGCUUGGGGUUUGCAAAACCUGUCUGAAUGCACUACGGGGCAUAAAGGAAGAAAAGGCAACAAGCUUGCUGUUGCUCCUGCAGAAACCCCUCUGCUACUCAGAGCAUCACCUAUGGGAAUUCUGUAUAAGACAGUGCUGCUGACCUUACCAUCUUACCAUGCUGUGAAACAAAACCACGCAUGAAUGAAGCUGAAGGGUGAUUUCCUAGGAGGGAUGACACACGGAAUUCUGAGCUCUACCUGGAUCUUGAGUUACCCUGGGAAAGCCAUAGGUGUAGGGAGCCAGUCCUCCUGCCUUGGCCCAGAAGCAUGUGACACUGAAAACUCAGCAAGGGUUAUAUCAGGAAUUAGAAGGAAUACAGUGCCGGAUACAAAAUAAAGACACCUAUUUCCUCUGCAUUGUUAUGAUCUGGGAGUAACAGCAACUUCCAAGACAGAAUUAGCAAAAAGAGCAUGACUUUUUUUUUUUUUUUAAUAUUGGUGUUAUGCUUUAGCAGCUGAACCAUUAUUUGCCUGAUGGUGUUUUUGUAGUGAGUAGGAUGACUGCAUUUAUAAGAUCUAGACAAGAUUUGCCCCCUUUUGUUUUCCAUCGCUAAAGUUUAAGUUCAAAUUACAUUUGAAGGAUAGAUUAUUUUUUGAACAACUGAAUAGAGAUGCAAGACUUGAAUAUGCUGGUCAAUUGUAUCAUUCACACACCAUUUAAUAUCUGCCACUAUAAAUUACUAACUUGGUCUAUCAGCCUAUAGCUAUAUUUGAAACAUUCAUUAGGCAGCCCUCUUGUGCGCUUUGGUAGCCUAACUGCACGGGCUCAAAUAAAUUGUGCUGUUAUGUCUAGGCCAACCCACUGGAGUUGCACAAGAGUAAAAAAGAAGAGUUCACUCCAUAUAUGGCAUGAUAAAAAAAAUCCCUGUAUUCUCUAUAGUGCAGCCAAAAAAUUCAGUUCAGCCUGGAAAAUAUCACUAAACAGAUAAAUAUUGACUAAUUAAACUCUUUAUUAAAACUUAUUCCAUCUGUUCUUUGUCCUUGGUUUAAGUAGCAAGGUUAUAAAGAGUGUUUGAUGACUGUAAUAGGACUUCAUAGAUCUCUUCAGUAAGGCUACGAUUUUGUCAUGUAGGUUGUGGAAGUCACGGAUUCCAUGACUUCAGCCCUGGAGCACCGCGAGCAGUGGGG
This is a messenger RNA of Mauremys mutica (yellowpond turtle), 2369 nucleotides long. It is a transcript of the gene DEXI, whose product is annotated as Dexi homolog. NCBI's taxonomy places the organism in Eukaryota, Metazoa, Chordata, Testudines, Geoemydidae. The transcript is spliced from 3 exons. The coding region runs from base 579 to 860 and encodes 93 amino acids. The record is from RefSeq and is a predicted model, not a curated record.